Prosopis cineraria is the source of this 739-nucleotide messenger RNA. RefSeq names its product pirin-like protein. Bases 138 to 515 code for a protein of 125 amino acids. The transcript is spliced from 5 exons. The record is from RefSeq and is a predicted model, not a curated record. Lineage: Eukaryota; Viridiplantae; Streptophyta; Magnoliopsida; Fabales; Fabaceae.
UCUCUCUCUCUCUAAACGCCACAACCCUCCAUCGUCACUUCUAUAUAUAUGUUGCGGUGUCCUCCUUUAGCUCCUCACAAUUUAAGUUUGUUUCCCAACUGUUUUACAAAAUGCCACUGAGAUAAAUUUGCAGUUCGAUGACAGAACCACGUCCUGUAGUCAGAAAGUUCUUGGCCAGACCUCAACAUGAAGGUGUUGGGGCCGUUGUUAGAAGAAGCAUUGGACGGUUUGAGCUGAAGUACUUUGAUCCAUUCCUUGUAUUGGAUGAAUUCUCAGUCACUGCCCCUGCUGGAUUUCCUGAUCAUCCACAUAGAGGAUUUGAGACUGUCACAUACAUGUUACAGGGAGCUGUGACUCAUGAAGAUUUUGAAGGUCACAAGGGAACGAUAGAAGCUGGUGAUUUGCAGUGGAUGACUGCAGGCAGAGGGAUUGUCCACUCAGAGAUGCCUGCAGCUCAAGGCACCCAAAAGGGCCUGCAGCUUUGGAUCAACCUUCCUUCCAAAUAUAAAAUGUAAGUUCUUUCAAUUUCUUCCUUCUUCUUUACGUCUAUUAUAUAUAUAUAUAUAUAUAUUGCCUUGUCUUUCCUUCAUAUAAGGGAGCUCCUCUAAACAAGAAUACAUCCGUUGAAACUUUAAAGUUGAUACAACUGUAGUAUAAUAACGGAUCAUUUAGUCUAUUAAAACGCCACUGUCAAGCUUCAACUAUUAAUAUGGUUUUAAAAUUUUGAUGGAUCAAACAA